ACUUUAUUUUGUAUUGUACUUUUACCUCCACUAUAUUUAUCUGAUGAAUUUAGUAACAGAUUACACUACAUCAGAGCCAAAUGAGGACAUUUAAAAAAAAUAAUGUAUUUUAUCACUUCUCAGAUUAAAAGAUACUUGUAACAGUUCAUGUUGUUUCCUGCAUUUCCCCUGUGAUGGAAUGUAACUAACUAUAUCUACUAAAAUACAGUAUGUAAGUUACAGUAUAAGGUACAUAUACUGGCACUUUACUCCCACUUUAUUACAUUUUGUAGGCAGACAUUGUAUUUUUUCCUUCACUACAUUUAUCUUACAGUACAUCAGAGCCAAAGGAGGAAGUGUUUAAAUCAAUUCAUUUUAUCACCACUCAGAUUAAACAAACAAUGACUCUGAUGAUUAAAAUAAAUAGGCUGACCCCUGGUAUACAGUACAGACAUACAUGUAGAAAUACUGUGUGUUUAAUUCACUUUUACUUUUGAUGAUGAAGUGCAUUAAAUGCCACACAAUUACUCUGCGUACUUAAGUAUAUUUAAUAUCAGACACUAAGAGUUUUACUCAAGUACUGUUGGUAUGAUGGCCUCUCACUGUGACCACAGUAAGACUUUAACAUGACGUGUUUACUUUGAAUCCAGUGGGACUUUCCAGCAGUGCGUCUGCUCCUCUUCAGUAAAGCUGCUGAGAGGCUCCAUGUGAAACAUCCUGGUUGUGCUGCUCAAUCAAAUGUGUUGGCUUUGUCCUCAUUAGUCCUGCUGUCAGUGCUGGACCAUGACACACACACACACACACACACACACUCCCAGUCUGUCUCCCUCUGUGGAGGAGAGUGUCGGUAGGGGUCGCUACUGUCCGUGUAAAGCAGCAGAUGGAGCAGUGACAGAGUCUCCAGCUCUUGUGUUCAUCAGCACCGUUCACACCGGGAUUUCUUCCUCCGCUCGGCUUCAUUUGCAGCUUUCUCUUCUGGAAAUUAGCCGCUGGAGACGGAGCUCGGUCGGGAAGAGCGCGGAGCUUUUGCAGCUGAUUAAAGGACACCAUGCUUUCCUUCUGGAUACACACCGUGUGGAUCCCCGGCGUCGCUCUCCUCUUUGGAUUUCAAGGAUUCCCCGUCCGGAGUGUGGAUAUGCAGCGGGCCACCGACAACAUCACCAUCCGCCAGGGCGACACAGCGAUCAUAAGGUGUUACGUUGAUGACAAAGUGUCCAGGGUGGCGUGGCUCAAUCGAUCCAACAUCAUCUUCGCUGGCCAGGACAAGUGGUCCUUGGACCCCAGAGUAGAUCUGGUCACUAAAGGACAGCUGGAGUACAGCCUGCGCAUUCAAAAGGUGGAUGUGUAUGACGAGGGGUCGUACACCUGCUCCAUACAGACCAAGCAGCAGCCCAAGACCUCACAGGUCUACCUCAUUGUACAAGUUCCACCCAACAUCUACAAGGUGUCAGAAGACAUCACAGUGAACGAGGGCAGCAAUGUGACACUCAGCUGCUUGGCCAGUGGCAGGCCGGACCCUGCAAUCACCUGGCGGCUGCUCAACCCCUCAGCAGACCCGUUGGACGGAGAAGAGUACCUGGACAUUAUAGGCAUCAUGCGAAACCAAGCGGGUCGUUACGAAUGCAAAGCCAGCAAUGAUGUCAAGUCUGAUGUCAAAUACGUCAACGUGGUUGUCAACUAUCCUCCAACAAUAAAGAAGACCCAGAGUUCAGAGACUCAAGUGGGCCGCAUGGGGACACUGCAGUGUGACGCCACCGCUGUGCCCACACCAGAGUUUGAGUGGUACAGAGACGACAAAAGGCUGUCUAAUUCCCAGGGCAUCAACAUCCAGAUUUCUGGCACUACCGCCAUUCUCGUGAUAGCCAACGUCACCGAAGAGGAUUAUGGGAAUUACACCUGUGUGGCCUCGAACCGACUGGGCGUCCAGAAUGCCAGUCUUUUCCUCUAUAGACCCGGGACAGGUCGAGAUAUCAACGGCUCUGCCGGUGUAUCUCAAUCACUGUGGCUCCUGCUGGCCAGCUUCGCCUGCCUUUUCUUCAAGUGUUAAUACAGCUGCCCUCCUCCUCCUCCUUCUCCUCCUCCUCCUCCUCCUCUUCUUCUUCUUCUCCCCUCCUCCUGGCCUUCCCUCCUUCCUCCACCUCCUUGUCUCCAACUCACCGACCAUCCUUAUUGCUACCUUAUUACCAACUUGACCCCCCCGACCACCACCACCACCACCACCACCAUCCAGACUGUUUGCAUCAUGAUACGAAAACCUUACGUGCUCUCGAGCACCGCUUACAGAUAUUGCGAAAAAGUGAUGGGUUAUGAGUAAAAAUGUUAUAGGUACAACACAAAGAAACAGUGAACUGAGGGACAGAACACAAGCAAACAGUGCUUCUUUUCAAGAAUGGCAUUGUUUCUUCUCAAUUCAUAUGCACUUCUUUGUUUCCGCUAUAUCUUGUCUUCGGGGUCUGGAUCGGGUUUGGGAUUUUUCUUGCAUCUUUUUGUCAUCAUGGGAAUGAAAGCAGAGGCAGCCCCGCUCACAGGGGUGCCAAACAAUCAAUUGUCUCUAGAAGUACUGAAGACAUAAGGUAUAUUCCUUCUUAUGCCCAUAGAUGCAUUAUUUUAACUUUAAAAUAAUCUUUUGUUUUGAUUUAACCGAGUGUUUAACCAGUGCAUUUAUGAGCAACAUGCAAAGUAUCUGCCAAAUAUCCAUAUUUAUAGAUCUGAGACUAACACACACAAACAAAUCAAAAGGGAAAAAUACAGCAGUGUGAUUCUGUAAUGAGAUCAGAGCCUGAUAUUAAACUAUGUUCUAUUAAUAAGCUGAUGCUACUAGACUGAAACAAAGAUUAAGAGUAUUAGAUGGAUAUCUCCCGCAAUCAAUGACAUCGUUUCCGGAUGCAGCAGCUGCUUGGGUUGUCGCCGUCGAGCCCAGAAAUCCAGGAGUGACGCAGUGAAUAGAAUCUUGACGUGUAACCACGCCUACACCCCAUCAUUCAGUGGCUUUGCAGCCACGCGCCUUUACUCCAGAAAACCAACUCCUCUUUUGUUUUGCAGCAGGAAAAGAAACACAGUAAGGUCACGAUAAUGAAGCGUACUGUACAUAGUAAAACAUUUUGUAUUUCUCUACAAUAUAAGACGAAAUUGGGGGGGGGGGGGGGGGGGUUGGUUGCAGCGUGCAUCGCCACCAUACUGUGCAGCUUGUCUCUGCUCCACAGCAGGCUGCACCCUUAGCCACAGUACACACAGUAUACUGUACCGUAUACAGACAUUCGCUUUUCUUUUUAGUUUCCGAGGUUUAGGAUCAUUCUUCGAUACUGCUGGAAUUUGGAUAAAAAUGUAUGACACCAAUGAAUGACUUUUUUUUUUUUCUCUCUCUCUCUUUCAAAGAAGUAUGUGUGUUUUAAUAUGAAACGAUACGGAAAAAUACAUGCUAUAUUGAUAUUGAGGUUAAUUUGUUUUGUUUCUGUCUUUACCUCAUUCAUAUUAGAUGUGUGUGUAUAUAUACUUGAAUCCAAUGUCCUUAUACUAUAUGAAAAGGCAAAUCCUAUGUGUCCAUGUGUCUGAGUAGGGUAGCAACUUGUUGAGGAUGAGUAACUCGUAGAUCUCUCGAAGAUACCGGCAACCCUGCUCGUCAUGUGAACUGAGGCCCAUUAGACAACGAUGUUGGUGAAAAGAACAAAAGCUCUGGCAUUAAAAGAAGAUAGUUCUGUGCAGUUAUUAUUGCACCUAUCCUUGAGAUGAUACAAAAGCGCCGGCUUACGUGAAGAACCGGAGAGAUUAUGUUUAACUUGUUAAGCUCCACCAACACAAUGUGGAGGGGUAAAAGAAUAUUGAAUGCUUGUUUCCCUCAGUGGUCAGCAAAGGCCACCGCUGAUGGGCUUCUGUAACAGAAUAACACAUUAAAUGACGCGUCCCACAGCUCAUCUUCUCGUCACGCCGACGCUUCUUUUUCUUUGUGAACAAAAUGGUUAAAUGGAGACCACGUGUGUCAUAUUUUGUAAAAAAAAAAAAAAAAAGAAAGAAAGAAAAGAAAAGAAAAAAAAACCUCACAAGAAGAAGAUCUUUCGUGCAGUGCAGCUCUUUCAGGAAACAGCUCAGAGGUCAGAUGCCGAGCCGUGAUGAGAAUUGCUGAAACUGGUGCACUAUUCUUUUUUUUUUUCUGCCAUUCAUUUCAACCAAGGUGACUAAUAGCGCGUGGACUCCAGCGCCCAGCUCAGCCCUCUCCACCCCUGGAUGUGCGCGCGUGUCUCCGCUCUUCUAAACAACCAAGCCGGAAUAGUACCAGUACUGUAAAACACACGUGUAAAUUAAUGUCAUCCUUUGUCAUGCAUUAAAGACAUUGUUCCCAGUGUUUUCAUUGUAAAUGCUUCUGAGGCCGUGGCCGUGUGACUUUGUGAUGUCACGUGGGGUAGAGCUGUACCAGAGACUUGAUAGAGGAUGCUGCUCCAAUGAAAGCUGAAGCAUUUAAAAUAGUUUAAAAGCAGCAUUUCUGUCGCAGCAUUCACAGUAUCUUCCAGUCAGAUGUCUCCGUCUGGGAAGUGUCGAGAAAGCAGCUUGUUUUUAACGCUUCCAUCCUCUGUGCUUUGCUUUUUUUGUUGUUUUUUUUUCUACAACUGAACAAAUCCGGUGUGUCUGCUUUAACGCGGACGAACUUGACUCCUGAAGCUUUUCUACAACAUCAGUGUUUCUGCUUUUUUGCCCAUAUUGAGGACGCUAGCCUGUCUGCGGCGACCGCCUUCUUGCCGUGGUGAGAAGCGAGCGAUCUGGAACCCGUGAUGAAAUUGUUCUUCAUGAUGCAUGAGAGUGAUCUGUGCUUACACGUCUAUUUCAGUACUUCCGUCUGUCUCGCGAUGUGUCGCGUAUUAAAAAAAGAAGAAAAAAAAAAAACCUCAGGGCAGAGCUAGGCUGGCCUUGGGCAGACUCUCAGACAAAACUUUUUCUCGUUUUUUGGGUUUUUUUUUUUUUUUGCCGGAGGAGACCCCAAGAGACUACCAAGAGCAGGGUCAGAUAUCUCCGAGGUCGUGUGCGGUACUUACUUUAACCUGCGUGGGCUGCAUGAUGGGUAGAGGUAGCGUGAGGAAUCCCGUUUGAAGGAUGCGCCUGUAAGCUGGCUAUCAUUGAAUCUUGAAUUCAGGUGAAUUUUUUUUUUUUUUUUUUCCUCACCGACAUGUGUCCAUGCAGGUUAAAAACAGCCAAUGAGCACUGACUGAUAGAUACUUAGACCACCUAUGUAAAAGCCAUGCAGCUCUGUCUCAUCCAUAAAGCUGACAGGAAUAAGGAAGUAUUGUCCUUCCAUUGCUCAUAGAGACCAACAGCCAGCCUACGGACACAGCAGCGCCCCCCGUCCCUCCCUUGUAGACAGACUUGGAUAUCUACUGAAGACUGUAGAGACAGCUUUCUAGUUUACUAUUGAGCAUAGCCUCAAAACAUCCCCAUCGCUUCACUGUUGGCUUACGUAUGUGCGCGUGUGUGCUCUGAUUCUGAUUCUUUUCCGUUGUUAUUACGACCCGAGAAGCCAACACCAGGCGUGAGUUAGCCGAGAGCUAGCUCUUCUAUUUUUUUUUUUUUUUUCCCGCUGACGGUUACAGUAGUAACCCUCUAAUUUUAGGUUAAGAUUUUCUUUCUUUCUUUCCUUUCCUCCUCUGUGUGUAUAUAUAGUAUGAUGUUUCUACAGUAGAAUGUUGUAAAAGUCAGCAAAUCCAUGGGAUCGUGUUUAUACAACUCCACAUUUAAAGAUUUAAAGAGAAAAUGUAACUAUCACGUUUAUACGUCCCUUCCCCUUCUCGCGGGGAAAUGGAGAUUCCAGUCAUGGAUUAUGACAAAGAAAUGUCCCAUUUUGUUUUCUUUCUUUUCUUUUUUUUUCUAUUUUAUUUUACUUUAUUAUGGCAUAAGGUGAUUGCAGUCAGUUUCUAAAAAAAAUAAAGAAAGAAAAACAUGCUAUGUAAUAAAGGUAUAUGAGAAAAUGUUCAUAACACAAAAUAAAGUUGUUUGGAUUUAAUGUUCUGUAUUUGAAUGUGACUUGAGCUGUCGGGGCAGUAACCUCUUUUCUUUGGAGAUAGCUUGGAACACACGGAAUCCUAAUGAUGGUACUGUCGUGUUUAUCACCAUGUAACAUGCAAAUAAAAAUAAUAUAUGUAUU
Acanthopagrus latus (yellowfin seabream) is the source of this 6106-nucleotide messenger RNA. Its product is annotated as limbic system associated membrane protein. The record is from RefSeq and is a predicted model, not a curated record. The transcript has 9 exons. Gene Ontology annotation, cellular component: neuron projection. Lineage: Eukaryota; Metazoa; Chordata; Actinopteri; Spariformes; Sparidae. Bases 1028 to 2026 code for a protein of 332 amino acids.